AUGGCAGCUAUGAACCAGACACAGGUGACGGAGUUUGAGCUCCUGAGCUUUUCCCAGGGCCGGCCCCACCUCUUUGCUCUUUUCUUGGCCGUGUACCUGGCCACGCUGCUGGGGAACUCUGCGAUACUCUCCCUCGUGUCCCUGGACCCCCACCUCCACAGCCCCAUGUACUUCUUCCUUAGUCACCUGUCCUGCCUCGACCUUUGCUACUCCUCAGUGACGGUGCCCAAGAUCCUGGCAAACGCCCUGCGCCCGCGGGCGACCAUCUCCUACGGUGGCUGCCUGGCGCAGACCUUCUUCCUGAUGUGGUGUGCGGGGGCCGAGUGCGCGCUGCUGGCCCUCAUGGCCUACGACCGCCACGCCGCCGUGUGCCGGCCCCUGCGCUACGCCCAGGCCCUGAGCCCGGCCGCCUGUGCCGCGGCUGCCGCCGGCUGCUGGCUCUGGGGGCUGCUGGACUCGGCUGUGCACACCCUCCUGGCGGCCCGGCUCUCCUUUUGCGGGGCUGCCCGGCUCCAGCACAUCUUCUGCGACGUGCCGCCGCUGCUGGCGGCCAGCUGCAGCGACACCCGCCCCAACGAGCUGACCCUCCACGUCUCCAGCGUCUUUGUGGGACUCGGUCCCUUCCUGCUUGUCGUAAUCUCCUACCUUUACAUCCUGGCCACCAUCCUCGGGAUGCCGCUGGCCACCAGCCGGCGCAAGGCCUUCUCCACUUGCUCUGCGCACCUGCUCGUGGUCACCGUGUACUUCGUGACAGCCAACCUCAACUACAACCGGCGCAGCUCGGGCUCCUCGCCGGCAGCCGACAUUGUGGUCUCGGUGCUGUACUGCGUCCUCACGCCCAUGCUCAACCCGCUCAUCUACAGCCUGCGCAACCGGGAGGUGUGGGGGGCCCUGCGCAGGGCCGUGGGUGCCACGCCAGGCGCCCCAGGCCACAGCGCCUGAGCAGUGCUGGGGUGCACAGGCUGCCGACACAGCGCGGGCACUGCAGGGUCCCUCCCUGGGACGUUUGUGACAGCACAGCGAGCCUGGCGGCUCCCAGCCCACGCACA
This is a messenger RNA of Prinia subflava (tawny-flanked prinia), 1049 nucleotides long. Its product is annotated as olfactory receptor 5V1-like. Bases 1 to 942 code for a protein of 313 amino acids. Lineage: Eukaryota; Metazoa; Chordata; Aves; Passeriformes; Cisticolidae. Gene Ontology annotation, molecular function: odorant binding; G protein-coupled receptor activity; olfactory receptor activity. Gene Ontology annotation, cellular component: membrane. The record is from RefSeq and is a predicted model, not a curated record. The transcript has a single exon. Gene Ontology annotation, biological process: G protein-coupled receptor signaling pathway.